Messenger RNA from Sycon ciliatum, 2637 nucleotides. RefSeq names its product SH3 domain-binding protein 5-like. The coding region runs from base 291 to 1730 and encodes 479 amino acids. Gene Ontology annotation, biological process: intracellular signal transduction; negative regulation of protein tyrosine kinase activity. Gene Ontology annotation, cellular component: cytoplasm. The record is from RefSeq and is a predicted model, not a curated record. Lineage: Eukaryota; Metazoa; Porifera; Calcarea; Leucosolenida; Sycettidae. The transcript is spliced from 8 exons. Gene Ontology annotation, molecular function: protein kinase inhibitor activity.
AAUAAUUGCAGAAACUGAUAGUGAUAGGCCGCGUCGUGUGCCUUGCUGCUUGCAGCCUGUCUGUACAGACUGUAGUGAAGACUGUCGUGGAAGCGUCGACUGCGGCUUGGUAUCUGUGACACCGUCUCUGUCCUGUUCCCCUAUCCGCCGCGUAGAUCUACGCAUUGGUGUCGGCCACUCACCGUGGAAGGCAGAACUUUGAGGCAACAAUUUUCUUUGAAAUAUUUCAGAGCUGUAUCAUAGUGUAUGGAAUAAAUUUGUUUGGAUGUUGCGGCGGAACCUGCUUGGUAAUGUCGACCACUCAGGAAGAGGCCGAAAGCGUGCCCAAACCAGAUGACGUUCUGGAUCAGCCUCGGGAGGCCAUGCCUAGCCCUGAUGGACAGGAGGAGGACGACGAGGAGCUGGACCCAAGAGUCAAGGAUGAACUAGACCGACUGAAUACUGCAAGUGAGAACAUUAACAAAUACGAGAAAGCAAUUGGGGAUGCAAGGGAGAAGUUUAAGGCGAUAACGGACGAAGCAUUCCGGAUAUUAAAUGGAAUCAAGAAGUCACGGGAAAAGUCUAUCGCCAAAGCUCGGCCGUACUUUGAACUACGGAAACGAGCCAGACGAGCACACAUCGAUGCACAGCGCUCGGCGCAGCGUUACGAGAAGAUGUCCAGCAUGCACAAAGCAGCGCGUGAAACGGUGGCAAAGGCCGAGGCAAACGUCAUGGCUGGCAAGAGUGAUCAAGUUGCGACCGGUAUUGUUGGUCAAGACUCGAUGGCGUGGAUGGAGGUACUCAACCAUGCGACGUUAAAGGUGAUGGAAAGCGAGAAAGAAAGGCGGCGUUGCGAAGAGGAACAUCUGACGGCGUCGGACCACUACUCCCAGUUUGAAAAACGCAUACAUGUUCUCUACAAGGACAACAAGAGAAGCAUCAAGAACGCAAUGCCAUACUUUGAGCAGCAUGCCAAGUACUAUCUCCAGCUGGAGAGUGUGAAGAAGAGUAUAGAGAAGCUGGACAAGUCCAUAGCGGACGCCAAGGCACAGUACAGCUCAGCGCUCAGCAGCCUGGAGAGGAUCAGCAACGAGAUACACCAGUCGCGCGACCGCAACGUAUCGCAGAAAGCCGCACGGGAAGCCAUCGAGGGCGCCUCGGCAACGCCGAGCACUGGACCGCCGGGAGAGCGGACGGACGGCGUCGGGGCAGAGGUGAACGUGGACGCUGUGCUAGCGGAGAUGACUAACCUCACCUUCCAGUACACAGAGUCGCUGGGUAGUCUGGACGAUGUAGAUGAUGACCGACCAGAUGGCAUGUGUACACCAACAGUUCUUGAUCGGUUGGACAAGCUUGACAUCGAUGAGACCAGCAGCCUCGCGACGUCAACCUCCCAGGACCCGGACAAUCAAGUGGAAAGCCUGAGCAGCGACGGCACUGCUGCGGUCAAUGGUGUACAUGACGGAUAUGACGACUCCGUGUCGUUGACACGUGAGAGAUCAGUUGAGGAAAAGACUAGCUCUAGCGAAGAGCAGAGCACUGAGGAGCAUGGCGCGGGGACUAACGAAGUGGAUAGAUCAGAGGGUGCAGCGGACGUGGAAGUGGUGGCGUCAGACUCGAUGCUGGACACCGAUCACUCGCUGCAUGGUACGGAGCAAACAGACUUGGAGCAAGCAUCAGCGCCAAGUCUAGCCGAUGAGCUUCGGAUGGCUGGCGGAGCAGACGGUGACGAGUCGGCGGAAGACGCGUAGCACAAGUUGUCGUCAUGUUGGCCUGUAUUUCCGCAGUGCGCUGGCCACUGUGAGUAGAGAUGGCAUUGGUCUAGUGGUAGCUUUGUGCUGGACAUGCACUACCUGACAAUCUAACACACACAUACACACACACACGUGGGUGUCACUGUGUGUGUGUGUGUGUGCGCGCGCGCGUGUGUGUGCAAAUGUACACAAGCACAUGCACACACGUACACACGCACACAUGUACAGCUAACUUACAAACGUACAUGCGUGCACGCACACACACACACCAUGCACCACACACACAUAUCCACUCACGUAGACAUGCCCCCCUCCCCCCCCCCCCCCCCACACACACACACACACAUACCCACUCACGUAGCCAUGCCCCCCCCCCCACACACACCACACGCACACACACACACAUACACAUACACAGCACCAUUGGCUAGGCUUGGUGAUGGCAUACUCCUAGAACUUGUGAUCGUAGUCCAUGCUGGUCAGGGGCUACUAGUAUAUCCGAAAACUUAAAUUAAUAUUAUACCAUCUUGUCUUCGUCACAAUUUCCACAUUUGUUCUUUUACCCAGUCUCCGAUCAGAGGCAAACACUAGGUCAUGGGCAGCCAGGGUCAAAGUUGCCUAAAGCUCCCUGCAUAUAGCCCCGAUGUGUCGCAUCCUAUAUUUUCAAACACUAUUCCGAGCCUGGAUCCUGUUCCAAUUUCCUAUUACUACCAAGUGCUUCCCCAACAGAGGAGAAUGUCUUGUUGUUGACCCAUAUCUUAUCUUAUUUUUGCCGUCAAAGACAAUAUUAUCGACUAAUUCUUCGAUGGCGUGUUUGUAAGUAACAUUGAUCCUAAAAGGCAAGAUUUCAGCUGCAUAAUUUGUUAACGUAUAACAAUGAUUUAUUGAUAACCGCAAUCAAUAA